UCGCUUGAAUAUCUCUUCAGUUUAUCUAAAAUGGAGAACGAAGCUAGAGAACUUGUGGACUUGUACAUUCCGAGGAAGUGUAGUGAAACGAACGACAUUCUGGCAGCUAAGGACCACGCCUGCAUCCAGCUCAAUAUAGUGGAUGUGGAUGCGAACGGCGUGAGGACUAACACGUUCAAGACAUACGCCAUCUGUGGGCGAGUGAGACGUAUGGGUCAGAGCGAUGACUCAAUCAUGCGCCUCGCACAGAGGGACGCCAUCAUGCCCAAGAAGAUGUAAAAAAAACAGACGAAAAAAUAAAUGGACUAAUGAUGGUUUCAUUGAACUGAGUGAAUCUGGUAUGAUCGGUUGCUUGUGACUUAUGUGCAUUGAUUGAACCAGAUACGCAAAUUCAAUUUGGUCCAAAGA
Symsagittifera roscoffensis is the source of this 408-nucleotide messenger RNA. Its product is annotated as small ribosomal subunit protein eS21-like. The transcript has a single exon. Gene Ontology annotation, molecular function: structural constituent of ribosome. The coding region runs from base 31 to 279 and encodes 82 amino acids. The record is from RefSeq and is a predicted model, not a curated record. Gene Ontology annotation, cellular component: ribosome; cytosolic small ribosomal subunit. Gene Ontology annotation, biological process: endonucleolytic cleavage in ITS1 to separate SSU-rRNA from 5.8S rRNA and LSU-rRNA from tricistronic rRNA transcript (SSU-rRNA, 5.8S rRNA, LSU-rRNA); endonucleolytic cleavage to generate mature 3'-end of SSU-rRNA from (SSU-rRNA, 5.8S rRNA, LSU-rRNA); translation. NCBI's taxonomy places the organism in Eukaryota, Metazoa, Xenacoelomorpha, Acoela, Convolutidae.